Molecule: messenger RNA, 5571 nt
Organism: Amphibalanus amphitrite
Lineage: Eukaryota; Metazoa; Arthropoda; Thecostraca; Balanomorpha; Balanidae
Product: multidrug resistance protein homolog 49-like
Exons: 29
Coding region: 195-4223 (1342 amino acids)
Biological process (GO): transmembrane transport
Cellular component (GO): membrane
Molecular function (GO): ABC-type transporter activity; ATP hydrolysis activity; ATP binding
Source: RefSeq, a predicted model, not a curated record
GUUUUAGAAGGCAUGCUCAAGGGAUGAGGUGAAUGUGUCUCGCUCUGAAACACCAUGGGAAGAUAUUGUGGUGAUUGCCCAAUAUCACCCACACUGCCAAGGUCGUGAUGAACCAAUGCUGUCCUUAUUCUUUGAAUGAAUAAGGUGCCUGGUAUUGGAUCGUAGAGCAAAAGGCACCGCUUUGGCUUGUCAAAAUGGCACCCAGGGAAGAAGACACAGUGAAUGAAAAUGGAAGCAUAAAAUCCUUUGCUGGCCUAGCAAAGCAUGAUACUGUUUGUGAUGCAGAGGGCUUGGAGCUGAAAGAGAUAAGUAAAAGUCCAAAAAAUGAUGCACCCCCACCAGUGGCAUACUGGCAACUGUUUCGGUACGCUGACCGCACCGACCGCGCGCUGGUGGCGGGCGGUCUGGUGUGUGCCGUCCUCUCGUCGAUCUGUCUGCCAGCCAUGGUGGUUCUACUCGGCCUUCUCACGAACGCGUUUGUCGGCUUCCACGCGGCGGCGGCGCUAAACGACACGGCACCGGAGGCCCUUUCCAACCGCACGGUGUCCCGUCCGCUGGAGCUGCUGGUGCCGGACGGCGCCGCGCCGGAGACGUUCUCCCAGCACGUGUGGGUGUUUCUGGUCGGCAGCUGCGUGGCCGGCUCAUUACAGGCGACCUUCGGGGCCCUGUUCGUGUUCUGCCUGGACUUUUCGUCGGCCAGACAAGUGAAGCGGAUCCGAGGGCUGUUCCUGCAGGCAGUACUGAGACAGGAGAUCAGCUGGUUCGAGACUAACGGCGCCGGAGACUUCGCCACCAGGGCUACAGAAGACCUGGCCAAGGUGCAGGCGGGCAUUGACGACAAGCUGGGCAUCUUUGUGUUCAUGGUGUCGGUGUUCGUCAUCUCGAUGUGUAACGCCUUCUACCACGGCUGGAGGCUGACGCUGGUCAUCCUGACGGCCGUACCCGUCCUGGUGGCCAUACUGGCCGCCAUCGCAAAGGCCCAGUCGACGCUGAUGCAGCGGGCGACGGCCGGCUACAGCCGAGCGGGAGACGUGGCCGCCGAGAUCAUAUCGGCCAUCCGCACAGUGGUGGCCUUCGGUGGACAGCAAAAGGAGGUGGACAGGUACUCUGGGUGUCUGCUGGCCGCCCGCCGCUGGUGGCUGCUGAACUCUGCGCUGACGGGCCUCGGUGCCGGUCUGGCCUGGUGUGUGGUGUUCGCCUGCUACUCGCUGGCGUUCUGGUACGGCACGGCCCUGGUACUGGACGGCGAGUACGACCCCGCGUCGCUGACCAUAGUAUUUUUCAGUGUGGUGAUGGGCGCCAUCCAGCUGGGACAGUCAGCGCUGCACCUCUCCUCGUUCAGCGAGGCGCGCGGCGCGGCCGCCUCCAUAUUCGCCGUCAUAGAGCGCCGCUCCCAGAUUGACCCUCUGGGUGAGUCGGGUGAGACGCCGCCGACGGUGGCCGGGAGACUCGAGUUCCGCGACGUGCGCUUUAGCUACCCCAGCCGGCCGGACGUUCAGGUGUUGGACAGUCUGAAUCUAACCAUCCCGGCCGGCCAGACUGUGGCGCUGGUCGGGCCGUCCGGCUGCGGCAAAUCCACCUGUGUUCAGCUGCUGCAGAGACUGUACGACCCCGACCACGGACAGGUUCUGUUGGACGGUCGGCGGGUCAGUGACCUGCGCGUCUCGUGGCUGCGCGGUGUUCUGUUGGACGGUCGGCGGGUCAGUGACCUGCGCGUCUCGUGGCUGCGCGGUCAGCUAGCCGUCGUGUCCCAGGAGCCCGUCCUGUUCCCCGUCUCCAUCCGGGAGAACAUCAGAUACGGCCGUCCGGGCUGUUCGGAGGCCGAGCUGGAGCGGGCGGCCCGCACCGCCCAGGCGUGGCCGUUCAUCAGCGCCCUGCCGGCCGGGCUGGACACGACGGUGGGCGGGCGCGGCGGCCAGCUGUCGGGCGGCCAGCGCCAGAGGGUGGCGCUGGCGCGCGCGCUGCUGGCCGACCCGGCCGUGCUGCUACUGGAUGAGGCCACGUCGGCACUGGAUACGGCCACAGAGGCGCGACUGCUCACCGCACUGGCUGAGGAGCGUUCGGGCCGCACCACGCUGGUGGUGGCGCACCGCCUGUCCACGGUGCGCGCCGCCGACUCGAUCGUGGUGCUGCGGGAGGGCCGGGUGGCAGAGCGCGGCUCCCACCAGCAGCUGAUGGACCGACGGGGACUCUACCACCGGCUGGUCAGCGCGCAGGCCCUGGCCGACGACGCUACAGCUCCACCGGACGGCGUGGACCCGUCGCCGGAGCCGCCGCGCCGCCGCCGCCGGCCGGCCAGCCGCACCGUCUCCAUCAGUUCUGAGCCGGCCGAGGACGAGCAGCCGGCCAGUCUAGCAGAGGUGGUGGGCCAGGUGGCCGCUACUGGACUCGGACGGGCCCACGGCUCAGUGCGGAGGAGGUCACUGCGGAGACGGAGUGUGGCGGUCCCCGCCGAGGGCGAGCCCGUGUACCCAGCCGUUUCGAUGUGGCGUCUGGUCCGUCUCAGCGGGCCCGAGUGGCCGUUCGUCCUGCUCGGAGUGCUGGCCUCGGCAGUCUGCGGCUGCGCCAUCCCCGUCUACGCCCUGUUCUUCGGAGACGUGCUGGCGAAUCUGGCAGAGUCCGAUCGGCAACUGGCACAAGAAAAGGCCGACUUCUACUCAGUGGUCUUCCUAAUGGUCGGCCUGGGACUCGGCACAGCUAUGUUUCUCCAGAGCGCCAUGUUCGGUAUCGCCGGCCUGCGUCUGACCGCCCGGCUGCGGCGCCUCACCAUGGCUGCCAUAUUACGCCAGGAGAUGGCCUUCUUUGACGACCCGGUUAACUCGGUGGGCGCACUGUGCUCCCGUCUGGCCACCGAUUCGUCCAACAUUCACGGGGCGUGCGGUCCGCGUCUGGGCACGGUGGCGCAGGCGGUCUCCACGCUGGCCUUCUCUGUCACGGUGGCCGCCUACCUGAGCUGGCGGCUGGCGCUGGUACUGGCGCCGUUUGUGCCGCUGGUACUGGUAGCCUGCUACCUACAGACGGCGCUCACCACCGGACAGCAGCUCACCCAGAUGGCCGCUGUAGAUAGUGGCAGUGGGACGGUGGUCGAAGCUUUGCGCAAUAUCCGCACGGUGGCAGCACUGCGCCUGGAGCGCACGCUGCACUCCCAGUACGUGGACACUCUGGAGAAGGCGUUUGGAGUCUACUACCGGAUAUCGGUCAUCAGAGGACUGGCGUUCGGGUUCGCCAACGCGGUGCCGUUUUUCGCGUACGCUGCCACCAUGGGCUACGGCGGCCGGCUGGUGGGUGACGGAGAGCUGCCCUUCCAAAACGUCUUCAAAGUCGGUGAGUCGCUGAUCCUCGGUACGAUGAUGGUCGGCCAGGCGGUGGCGUUCGCGCCCAGUUUCCAGAACGCCAAGCUGUCAGCGGCCCGGGUGUUUGCCCUGCUGGACCGGAAAACUGCCAUCGAGGCGUCGCCCAGUGCCGGACUCAAACUGCCGCACGUUGACGGUCAAAUGGCCGUACAAGAUGUCACCUUCAGCUACCCGUCCCGGCCAGCGGCACCUGUGCUCCGAAAUAUGAACUUCAGCUUCCCGCCGGGCCGCACCGUGGCGCUAGUGGGCGCCUCGGGCUGCGGCAAGUCGACCGUGCUGCAGCUGCUGCUGCGGUUCUACGAGCCCGACUCGGGCGCCGUGACCCUGGACGGCCACGAGCUGGGCUCUCUGAACGUGCCGUGGCUCCGCUCCCACCUGGCUCUGGUGGCUCAGCAGCCGGAGCUGUUUGACCGCACCAUCGCCGAGAACAUCGCAUAUGGAGACAACAGCCGGGAGGUGGCUAUGGGUGAGAUAAUCGAGGCGGCCCGGGCGGCCAACCUGCACGACUUCAUCACUGCGCUGCCGGCGGGAUACGAGACCCGGCUGGGGGUCUCCUCUAGUACACAGCUCUCUGGCGGCCAGAAGCAGCGCGUGGCGAUCGCGCGCGCCCUGCUCCGCCGGCCGGCCGUCCUCCUGCUGGACGAGGCCACCUCUGCCCUGGACGCGCAGAGCGAGCGCUGCGUACAGUCGGCGCUCGACUCGGCCGGCCGCGGACGAACCUGUGUGGUGGUGGCGCACCGACUGAGCGCCGUACAGGGAGCCGACUGUAUCGCUGUGCUGCACCGGGGCAGGGUGGCCGAGACGGGCACCCACAGACAGCUGAUGGCGGCCAGGGGGCUGUACUAUCAGCUAUACAGGGCGCAACUCUGACACAGAUGAAUCUACUGCCAGUUGUAAAUGGCUCAACUGAGACAACGAAGACUACAGGGCGCAGGUUGUGGCCCCUGUGGGUUCAAGUAUCCCCUGAUGCUGUGGCGGCUGUACAGAGCGCAUCUAUGUAUGACCAUGCAAGCAACAUGACAGCUGUCAGCUGUGAUUCCGCAGGUUCUACCAGCAGCCUACGACGCUGUGGACUCCAUUGGCCUUUGCAUAGGGCUAGAUAUAGCGCCGCGAAUCCUGCCCAAAGAUGGCCCAUUUGAAAGAGACUCUAGUAAGAGAUCAAACUCGGCAGAGUUCAAAGUCGGGUGUCAGGUGUUCUGACGCUAUGCAGACGGAAAGGUUCUUUCAUUUUCUGAAAUCUACCUGCCUUGGCCAGAGUUUCCCCAAGUUCUAGGGAACUGCCUCAUUAUGACUAGGGUUUUGAAAUGGUACCACGCACUUUCUGUAAGAAUUAUUAGUUUUAUAUAAACAUUUUAUGCAUAACUGUCACAUACCUUGGAUGAAGACGUAUGGACACGUCGAUGUAUUGUUUAACAGUAUUUAUUUUAUACGAGCGUUUUACGGCGAUUGUAAAUUAUUUUUGGUGUGCUUUGUUAUCAGUAGUAUUAUUUAGGGGCCAGUAGAAACUUAGCAUUUAUAUUUUUCUUUCACUGUCUUGCAACUGCCUUCUUUACACGGGUUUAGACGUUUUGAGAGAAUAGCACUGUUAUGACUUGAGGAGACUUCUGAAUAUCAUGUCUUAGUUAAGUCUGACUGAAUAUUAAGUCCGGCAUGAUGGGUUGUGCGCGCGACUUCCCCAGAGAAAACUCGCUGUUCUGUUCGUAUGACAGGGGCCCGGCUACCGCGGGCUAUCAGGGGCCAAAACAGGUACCGGUGUUACAAAUAUUGCCAUUAGACUAGAGAUACCACUACAGAGAUGCCGCAUGUUUCCUAGUGUUGUUUCAGGUUGAAUGCCGAUUUUCCGUGCGGAUUGUCCCCGUGGGAACUAUUGCAAAGCGAGUGAUUUGGCGUUGUUUCAUGAUUGAGUGUCGUAUCAUGCUGCCUUUCUACACACAGGCUGCCGCAAGUUACCAGUAUUUCUGAUCGGUUUGCCUGUUUUGUAACAAAGUGUUUGAGGUGCAAGAUAGCUUAUUUGAAUGUUUAGAACUUAUGAUCAAUAUGUAGUGUGCGAGGGCGUGAGUGUAAUAUUUACAGGACAUUCAGGUGCUUGAUUCCAUGACAGCGCAAAAGCAUGUUUCCGUCCUAGUUUGGCCGCUGUCAGAGCAUGUUUCCGUCAUUGUUGACAAGUUAAAACAUCACUGUCAUGGAACAUGAAAUGGAAAUACAAUUAGGCAUGGGU